This is a messenger RNA of Phascolarctos cinereus (koala), 3412 nucleotides long. Lineage: Eukaryota; Metazoa; Chordata; Mammalia; Diprotodontia; Phascolarctidae. The record is from RefSeq and is a predicted model, not a curated record.
GACUCAGCCAUUGAGGGAGAAGCCUCCAAACUAUUCAUUAAAACAGUCAGAUAGAGGUUGAUUCCACCUCCAGUCAUCUUUAGCUACACCUCAGUUUCGGGUUGGGGAACCACUCCAACCAUCUACUUACGAAGCCCUGGCUCUCUGCUAAAGGGAGAUUUUUCUGCAUGGAUUGCCAACUGCCUCACAUAAAAUCUGGAGUUCUAACCUAGCAGAUCCUGACUGGAUGACAACAUGUCAAAUAUUGCCUUGAGAAAAUCAUCUCCUGGAAAUGAUGCAAAGAGUACUCCUCUGAGGACUGCACUGAGACAACAAGGUUUUCACGAUGUGAACAAGCGAAGGACUUUCUUACAGGAUAGCAGCUGGAUAAAGAAGCGCCCAGAAGAAGAAAAAGAUCAAAACUAUGGCAGAGUGGUGCUAAAUCGACAUGCUUCUCAUGAGGCCUUGGACAGGAGUGAAAAUGAAAGGGACGAGAAGAAAGUCUCAAUUACUCGGUACAGAUCUGAUGAUACUUUAGACAGGAUUUCAGACAGAAAUGAUGCUGCUAAAACUUAUAAGGCCAAUACCUUGGAUAACCGACUAACUAAUAGAGGCUUGUCCACAUUCAGAACAUCAGAAGCAACAAAGCCACCACCGGGAGCUUCUUUGAAAAACAGCACCACGACAGGCACCACUGUUGCUGCUACUCCUAUCACAACUCCUGUAAAGAAAAAGAGACAAUCCUGGUUUCCACCACCACCCCCAGGGUAUAAUGCCACCCAGAAUGCAGCAGGAAACAGAAGGGAACCAACUGCUCUUCCCCUAACACUCCCAAGGCCUUAUUCUCCAGUUCCAUCACCUCCACAGGCAAGACAGGACAAUAGAAAACAAGAUCUGGAUGACAUCACCAAAGCGGAUGCUGGUAAAAAUGACAAAGGAAGUCAAGACUUGGAUAAUCUCAUCAAAAUGAACAAAAACAUGAAUAGGAACCAAGGCUUGGAUGGCAUUUUCAGAACAAAUCCUAAGGCAGAACAAACUGAUAAAAAAAACCAGGAGCUUGAUAAUCUCAUUAAAGUCAACCCCAGAAGUGACAAAAAUGGCAAAGGAAAUGAAAAUCUUGACAAUAUGAUUAAAGUGAAGGCCAGGAUUGAUGAAAGUGGCAAAGGAAACCAAAACCUUGACAAACUCAUCAAGGACAAAGAUGACAAAGGAAACCAAGGACUUGACAACCUAAUUAAAGUGAAUCACACAACAGACAGUAAUGACAAAAAAAGUCAGGACUUUGACAGCAUCAUUGAAGUGAAUGCCAAGACAGAUAAAAAUGGAAAAGGAGAUCAAGCUCUGGAUAAUCUCGUCAAAGUGAAACCCAAUCAGAAUGAAAAUAUCACUGGAAAACAAGAUAUUGAUAGUGUCAUCAAAGUGAACACUGAAAGAAACAAAAAUACCCAGAGGGGUCAGGAGCUUGACAGUUACAUCAAAGAGAAUCCCUCAGCAAACAGAAAUAUUCCAGGGGGCUCAAACCUGGACAAUCUAAUCAAAGUGAAUCCUGCAACCCACAGUAGUAUCCAGGGAUCCCAAGAUCUUGAUAAUCUCAUCAAAGUAAAUCCAAGAACAGGAAAAGGUGAUCAGGGAAACCAAGACUUGGAUAAUCUCAUCAAAGUGAACCAAACAGCAAACAAACCUCCUCCAGGGGGAAAAGAUCUUGUUGAGUUCAUCAGUGUGAACCCCAAAGCUGUCAGAAGUACCACAGGAAACCAAGAUCUUGACGAUUUCAUCAAAGUUAAUCCUGAAACCCUCAAAAAUAAUCAGAGAAACCAAGAUGAUCUUGAUAAAUUCAUCAAAGUGACUCCUGAAUUUCUCAGAAAUAAUCAGAGGAGCCAAGACCUGGAUAGAUUCGUUAAAGUGAAUCCAACAACUUUCAGAAACAGCAAGAGAGACCAGGACCUUGACAAUCACACUGAAGUAAAUUCUAAUGGAUAUAACAAAAAGACCCAAGGGCUAGAGGAACAUAGCAAUUCAUCUACCAAUGCCAGAAACAACCAGUCCAGCAUAAACACAGCCUAUUCUCAUGAAACCAGGACAUCUUCCAGCUAUAAUACUCGAACCAAGUACUCAAGUCCAAAGGACAGUGUUGUGUACACAAGGACAUAUGUGGAGAAUAGCAAAUACCCAAAGGACGGCUAUGAAGAAAGUGUCACUGGAAAAUAUAUACAAACAGUUUAUUCAACCUCUGAUAGGUCUGUCAUUGAAAAGGAUAUGUGUACCUAUUGCCGAAAGCCCCUGGGCUCAAAGACCAAAAUGAUCUUGGAUGAGUUACAGAUUUGCUGUCAUUCAACUUGCUUCAAAUGUGAAAUUUGCAAAAAGCCUUUGGAAAACCUGGAAGCUGGUGAUAGCAUUUGGAUCUAUAAACAUACUGUACACUGUGAGCCUUGCUACUCCAAGGUUGUAGCCAAGUGGAUUCUGUGAUUCUGACAUGUGGAAACCAAGAUGAAUGCCAUUUAUUGAGAACAUUUAGUUCUUUAAGGAAAGUUUUUUGGUUAACAAUAGUUUUAAGCUUUCUUACUGAAGAUUAAAAGAAUCUUGUGCAAAAUGCUAAUUCUGCUAUGAAUCAAAUAGUCAAUGCAUAUGAUAAUGUUAGUUACAGGAAGGGAACAAUUCCAUUUUACAUGGAUUUAGAGAUCAAAAAUUGAACUAGUCAGCAUCAUUUUCCCCAGCCUUGCCCAAAAUGACCAGUGCAACAGCGAUGAUGCCUCUGAUGGCAAUGAGUGUUGACAGAGUUAAGGAGGGCACUUCCCUUUCAGGCUGAGUCAAAGUUUUUAUUUUAAUAUUUUUUGUGGGGGCCUAUUGCUUUGUUUUUAAUUUGCCCAUCUUUAUUUUCUCAGCCCUUCAGUGAAUGUGUCAUCCUCUUUGUAUCAUUGAUGUGAAUUAAAGGACAUUUUAAUAAGUAUCCCAUGAAAGGAAGACAUCUGCCUAGCCCAUGUCCAGAUGACAUCUACAACAAAGAUUCUUGAUGGCUAAUUUUUGACAAUAACAUGGCGGCAAGGUUUAAAAUAGAGGGCAAUUUUUUACUUUAAAGUUAAGAAGGACCUAUGAUUUUGUAUUUAUCAAAAAUCUAAAGAAACAUUAUCUUGGUAGCCUAUUUUAUCAAGGAUAUUAUUUUUAUAGGCUGUUUUAAGAACCAAAGGGAAUAGAUUUGUGGGUGAGUGAUAAAAUCAUACUAUAUGUAUACUAUAUAGGUAGUACUUUUGUUAUAUUUUUCUUUGCAUGCUUUUCAAAAUCUAGUUAAGCAGGCAUUCAAUGACAAUGGUUUUGGAUUAUCAGAACACUUUCUUUGGUGUAGCACUUAUAUUCAUAUUGCACAGCACUUUGUAUCUGCAAAUGGAUUAUAAAAAUAAAUUGAAAUGCCUGUUAACAAUAAAUCUUUUUUUUUUGA